Molecule: messenger RNA, 1538 nt
Organism: Durio zibethinus
Lineage: Eukaryota; Viridiplantae; Streptophyta; Magnoliopsida; Malvales; Malvaceae
Product: cysteine synthase, chloroplastic/chromoplastic-like
Molecular function (GO): cysteine synthase activity
Source: RefSeq, a predicted model, not a curated record
ACCGAAGGCCCAAGGAAACAAAGUGCAAACAUCUGCAGGGUUUCACAGACAAACCAAAAAGAAAAAAAAUGGCUGCGGCAGCUUCUUCUUCUCUUCUCUUCAAUCCGUUGACUUUUCGUCUUUGUAACUCCGCGAAGAACCUAUCCUCUGACCUUUCUCCCCACACUCUCAAACUGGGUUCUUAUGGGCCCACUCUGAGAUUGAGGAAGCUGAAUUAUGGGAAGGGAUCAGCUUCUGGCUUCUCUGUUGUAUGUAAGGCUGUGUCCGUUAAGCCUGACACUCAGAUCGAAGGACUUAACAUUGCUGAUGAUGUUACUCAGCUUAUUGGGAAAACACCAAUGGUGUACUUGAACAAUAUUGUGAAGGGCUCUGUCGCAAAUAUUGCUGCCAAGCUUGAGAUUAUGGAACCAUGUUGCAGUGUGAAGGACAGGAUAGGGUACAGUAUGAUUGCUGAUGCUGAGCAAAGAGGAGUUAUAACACCUGGAAAGAGUAUUCUUGUGGAACCUACAAGUGGAAACACAGGCAUUGGCCUUGCAUUCAUAGCUGCCUCAAAAGGAUAUCAACUUAUCUUGACAAUGCCUGCAUCAAUGAGUUUGGAAAGAAGAGUUCUUUUGAAAGCAUUUGGAGCUGAGCUUGUUUUAACUGAUUCAGCUAAAGGCAUGAAGGGGGCAGUUCAGAAAGCUGAAGAGAUUUUGAAAAGCACACCCAAUGCCUACAUGCUUCAACAAUUUGAUAAUCCAUCAAAUCCUAAAAUACACUAUGAGACAACUGGACCAGAGAUCUGGGAAGACACCAGAGGCAAAGUGGACAUUUUUAUUGCAGGGAUAGGAACUGGUGGAACCAUAUCUGGAGUUGGUCGGUUCCUUAAAGAAAAAAAUCCUAAAAUCAAGGUUAUUGGUGUGGAACCCACAGAGAGCAACAUACUUUCUGGUGGAAAGCCCGGUCCUCACAAGAUUCAAGGGAUUGGAGCAGGUUUUGUACCUAGGAAUUUGGACCAAGAUGUGGUUGAUGAAGUUAUAGAGAUAACCAGUGAUGAAGCAGUUGAAACUGCAAAGCAAUUAGCCCUUCAGGAAGGCUUGUUGGUUGGCAUAUCCUCUGGAGCAGCAGCUGCUGCUGGAAUGAAGGUUGGGAAAAGACCCGAGAAUGUCGGGAAGCUGAUUGUGGUUGUGUUUCCAAGCUUUGGCGAGCGAUACCUCUCCUCUGUACUUUUCCAGUCUAUUCGAGAUGAAUGCGAGAAAAUGCAGCCUGAACCAUGAAGUCUCCUGUAUUUUUUGACAAAUAAAAGCAAAUUUUCCUCCUUAUAGAUUUUGUACCUUUUGGUGAUGGUAUGCAUACCAGAUGAACACCAUUGAGAAGGCCUUUACUUGAAAUUCUUCAACUAUGAGUUAAGACAGCAGUAAAAUACUAAGAUUCUUGACUGGAAUUCUCCUGCAAUUUCUUAAACAAAAUUGCAUUUUGUAUUUCACUGUUAUAGAACUCAAAAAUGACGCAGAACUCUAUAAACAGAAUAGAAAAGAUUGAAAGCUGUUCUUCUACCU